AUGGUCUGGGCCCUUCAUCAAUGGCCCAUCAUUGGCCUGGUACUCCUUUGUGUCAGGGUCGCCGGGCAACAGCGCCCACCGUUCCCAUGGAUACUGCUCGGAUUGAUAGUUGCCAGUUGGUGCAUUCUCCCCGUGCACGCGGGCUACGACGCGUCAUCCCUUCAGAAGGUAGGUGCAAAGGCAUGUGCGAUGGACAUAAGCCGGCUCCUUCCUACCCCUUGCCAGAGUAGUAAGCACCGUGACGCUUCUCUCCUGCCGAGCAGUGUCUUCUAUCUGAACUGGGCCGUAGAUCCUGAUUCAGACUCUGACGAUGAAGAUGCCAUUGCAGCUCGGCCCACGUUGCUUGAGCAGAGCAUCCAACGUUCGGACAGUAUGGCACUUUACGAGGCUGCCAUUCUCCUCGAUGUCCUUUUUGAACACUUUGCUACCUGUGGCCCUCCGAGGGCUGGUGCCACAGCGCAAUCUCGGGUCCCACUAAGUCUCGCUGACAUCGUUCCUCAAACGCCCUAUCAGCUUCUGUGCCAGAGGCUUGCCAGCCUAAUACCGGCAGCAGUUCUUGACUUGAACCGGGCAGCCGAGCAGGACUGGCUCGACAAUGACUUGGCCGGCAUUGCAUCUUUUCCCGAGGCCGCGCUUAGUUUGCGCAGAGUGCUCCCAGACAUUGUGUAUUGGCAUAACAUUUGCCGCCCUGGCCAGCCCAUAUGGGUCGACAUCUACACGGAUGGGUCCGCCAGUGGCCGUGCCGAACCCUUGGCUUCGGCGCCAUGCGGAUGGGCUUUCAAUGUUUGGAUCACAACUGCAAAGGGGUGCUUCUACUAUGGUCACGCUGCAUCUACAGCGGUCGCUCCACAUACGCCCUUUUGCCUCGGUGAACCCUGCGACUCUCCAUUAGUCAGUGAAGUUCUGGCCAUCUGCUGGGCAUUGUGUUGGGUGAUAGAGUAUGGUCCGGCUUUCCAUUGCCCCAUCUGCCUGCAAUACGAUUGCCUUGCCGCCGGUGACGGCACCUUCGCGCAGUCUGCCCCGGCUCACUUGUCGUCACUGUCAGACUAUCCUGUUCUCAGCCACACUGCUGUGGCCUUGCGUCAGGUGGCCACGCGGCGCGUUGAUCUGCACCACACUCAUGUGCCCGGACAUAAGGGCGAUCUUGGCAAUGAAUUGAGUGACGCCCUCGCUAAGCGUGCCAGACUUUCGAUCCAGAGCUACGAGGAGAGGGCCCUUCCUCACUGGCCCGCCUGCCUUGUCUUACAUCCUUUGCUCCAAUGGGCUUGGCUUGCUGCAGACCAUGCCGGGGAUUUGCCUGCUCUAUACGCUUUGGAGGCCGAGGCCAAGCGUUUGCAACGUUUGCCACAACCUUCCCGACCGGCCCCUUGUAUGGGUCGACAGGCCGGAGGUGGCACUUCGUCCUCCCUCUUGCAUUACCACCUUUGCGCGGCCACCUACAAUGUCCUGACAUUGCUGGAUAAACCCGUGGGCGUGAAAACAUCUGCUCAGGUAGGUGUAAAAAUGCAUGGCCGGCGCCACCUUUUGGUGAGGCAGAUCAAAGCGGCAGGCAUCCUUUUCUUUGGGCUACAGGAGACGCGCAUCCAAGAAAUGGCAUCUUUGCCUGAUCGGGAGUACUGGAUGCUCCAUGCUCCGGCCAGUCCGGCCGGACACUUUGGUUGCGCAUUGUGGAUCUGUCGUAACCUUCCUUAUGCCACGUGUGGCAACCAGCGGUUCUAUAUCGAGCUGGCACAGUGUACCGUCGCGGCAGUUUCACCGCGGCACCUGCUCGUACAUAUCUCCGCACCACAUCUGCGCCUUGCAGUCUUGGUUGCCCACGCCCCUUCCGACCCACAAGAUAGUCAGGGGAUAGUUCGGGAUUUUUGGGCUCAGCGAGCCAAGGAAAUCAAGAAACUACCGACUGGUACUCCUCUGCUCGUCCUAGCUGAUGCCAACGCGCGGCUAGGCGGCCUAGAAAGCGCCGCUGUGGGAGCACAGGGGGCAGAAACCGAGAGCCCCGCGGGCACUGCCUUUCACGACUUCCUUCUUGCGCACCAGUUGUACUUGCCCUCCACCUUCGCAGAUAUACACCGCGGUGCUUCGUGGACGUGGCAGUAUGCUCCGGGCGUCACACACCGACUUGACUAUGUUGCUGUUUCGCAACAGUGGCGCUCUGUUGCACAGGACACUAGGGUCUGGUACGACAUUGAGGCGCUCCAGAAGAAAUGUGACCAUCAGCCGGUGGUCUGGACGUGUGCGUAUGCACGUGCCCCCACUGCUGCCCCAGCGACAUUCCGCCGUGCGGCGUGUCGCCCUAACGACUUGGAUCCAGGAAUGGAUCGGGGCGCCUUCCGUGCUUUGCUUGACCAGAAGCCUUUGCCGGGCUGGCACGUUGAUGUGGACAGCCACUACCAGACUCUGGUCACGACCUGGACACAAACAGGCCGACAAGUCAUGCCUAGAAAGGCACAGCGGCCCCAGCAGACAUUCCUUACGUCCACCACCCUUGACCAUGUCCAGCAACGCAAGCGACUCCGGCAAUGCCUCCGGGACGCCGAGGCAGAAGUCAACAAGCGUCUGUGCCUAUGGGGCUUCGCGGUUUUCACCCACCACCGCGUAGGCAGUGUCUUAAGCGUCCAGGUGGUUGAGCAGACUCGGCGGUGGAUCCGUGCCGCCGACCACGUGGUGGCCGGGUACUGGGCCGCUUUGAACCAGGCUUGUGUCCAGGAACUAGGGGUCGAGACCACCGCUGACCAGUAUGCCCAAGCAUUUGCGCCUGUUGCUCCCGCUUGCCCUGAAACCACAGCCACCCUCUUUGACUGGAAUCUUCUUCCCACGUUGGCCGAGCUGGAGAGAUCGAUACUUGGUCUGAAGCGAGGCAAGGCUGCCGGCCCCGACAGCAUUACGUCGGAGCUGCUCAAACUCCACACCGGGGGCGCAGCUCGUCGUCUUCUUCCACUUUUUGCGAAGAGUCUUCUGGCUUUGCGGGAGCCGGUGGAGUUUAAGGGAGGCGCGCUUUUCACGCUCGCCAAACGUGUCUCAGCAUCUCUUGAGUGCGGUAAACACCGAAGCAUCAUGGUUUCUAGUGUUCCUGGAAAACUCAUGCACCAGAGCCUACGGCGGAGACUGGUCCCCCUCUUAAAGAAGCACGGCCAUGACCUCCAAGGGGGGGUGCAUGCAGGCAUCGGCGUAGAUGCGAUCGCUCUGGCAGUGCGCUGCUUCCAGGCGCACACCACCUCCGCCGGUUUCCUGCCAGGGCUCAUUUUCUUUGACGUGAAGGCGGCGUACUAUCAAGUUGUGCGCGAGACCCUCACAGGAGUUCCUGAUGCGGCCAUCGCAGACCUCAUGGCACAGCUCACGAGGCUCAACCACCUCGCCUCAUAUGGCAGCUCUGAUCAUUUGAUCGGUAUGGCCCGAGAGCUUUUUAGAGGGACAUGGUUCCGAUUGGAUGCGGAUAGCACCCUAGUCUCCACCAAAGCCGGUGUUCGUCCGGGCGACCCUCUUGCCGAUAUCUUCUUUGCUGUUAGUUUCAGUGCCUACGUCCAGUCUGUGCAGCAGGAGCUGAUUGAUAACGAUCUCCAUACUGUCCUCCCGCCGUGUCGGCAGGCACCUCCAUUUGAUGACCUCGACCGGCCCGUGUCCUCCACCCGGCCUCUUGGGCUGAUGACUUUGGCCACGGCAAUUGGGAUGCAGUUGACCUUUGCUGAGGACAAAACAGCAGUGGUCCUUCCACCGGGGGUCUACCACGGCACCUAUGACGCCUUUGAGCCAGCUUAUCGACAUCUUGGCGGCGUCGCCCGUGCCAGUUUGUAUCUCCGUCUAAUUGAGCACGGCCCUGCUACCUUAGUGCACCUCUUGUGGUUGCAAUGGGAGGCCACGCCGGGUCGCUCAUGGCUAGGUCAGGUGUUGGACGAUCUUCGCCACGUUGCCCAGUACCAACCCAGUGUCUCUGUCCUUCUAUCGGGAAAUCAUCCCAUCCAUACCUUGUCCGAGACUCUGACCACCGAUCGUUCUUGGUGGAGGCGACAGGUCAACGCCGCCAUCCGUACUUGCCUACAGGAUUUGCAGAAGUGGGUGGCCAACCAAGCCCAAGGAGAGGUUCCUGCGCAACCAGCAGUGUCUUCGCUGGAGCAGGCGCAUGAGUUCGCCUGCCCCUUUUGCUCUGCCAGCUUCCCUCUCCGCAAACACCUUGGCGUACAUGUUGCCCGGCGGCAUGGUAUGCCUGCUCCUGCCCGCUUGUACACGCACCACCCGACUUGUGUUGCCUGUCUCCGCCAUUACCACACUGUUCCCCGUGCGCAGUAUCAUCUCAAGGCCUCCCGGGCGUGCAUGGAACGGGCCUGUGAGUUGCUUGUCCCUAUGAGCUUGGCUGACAUCAAAGAUGUUGAAGCAGCUGAUAAGGCAAGGGUCAAGAAACUGCGUCAAGGAGAAUGGCAUACCUUUCAAGCGGCACCGCCUGCCUUGCAGGCAUUUGGCCCUCUGCAGCCGACACGCCUAGAGCUCCUGGAUUACUUGGGCGAAGAGGCCCCACUAACGCUCCUCCGUCGUCCCGCCCCAGACCCGGAAAUAAUUGCGUGGGUGCACUCUGAACUGCCCAAGCGUACCACGGAGCCUCCACGGACAGGCACAUGCAGUUUUUGGGCCCAUCGCAUCGCCUGA
Messenger RNA from Symbiodinium sp. CCMP2456, 4638 nucleotides. Lineage: Eukaryota; Dinophyceae; Suessiales; Symbiodiniaceae. The record is from the annotation of a GenBank genome assembly.